UCACCAUCAUCUCAAUUCAAAACUUUGGACUUCAAUCCCCUACUCACAAUGUCAUCCAUCUACUGUUGUUCAGAUAUACGUGGCUAUAGAAAUGCUACCUUGUCCCACGAGUCGAAGUUCAGCGCCUUUACGGCAUGGAGCAAUUUCCCCAAGGAAAGCAGCGUCACUACCUUUGAUGUUGUGCUUUCCGACAACCAAGCCACUUUUGCCAUACAGGUGGUAAAGCAAGUCAACUUUGGACCUCUCGAGAGCAAGCGAUACUUUGUCCGGGACGGAGAAAUAUUCGUCGAGGUGAAGGAGAAAUGGCUCAUUGAUGCGAACUUCCAGAAGCUCAACACGUACAAGAAUUUCAAGUGCGCUGCUCACAACAAGUUCUUUGAGCUCAACGUCUAUCAGAAGGAUCCGGUGAACAAGCAUCAUUGGCGUGCCGAUAUCGCCAGGCCUGCUGCAGAGAUCGAUCUUUGAAAGAUCAUGGCUUCCUGUUGUUGAACGUUAUUGAGGAAGGUAUAGCCUACAUUUUGUGCGUUGAUCCAGACGGCUGCAAAGUUGGACUUGUUACCUCAAUAUAUAGAAUCCC
Dothidotthia symphoricarpi CBS 119687 is the source of this 577-nucleotide messenger RNA. RefSeq lists its product as uncharacterized. The record is from RefSeq and is a predicted model, not a curated record. Bases 49 to 465 code for a protein of 138 amino acids. The transcript is spliced from 2 exons. NCBI's taxonomy places the organism in Eukaryota, Fungi, Ascomycota, Dothideomycetes, Pleosporales, Dothidotthiaceae.